AUGGAACCCCCUUUAAACAAGAGGAACCCGACGAUUAGAUUAGCGGAUUUGGCAGCAACUCAGCCUCUUCCUCAUCAGAAUAUGACAGGCUUCCCGGGGCUAGGGGGGCAUCACCCUCUCUCCCACCAUGCCCACCUCCACCCUGGGGAGCUGGGCAACGACCCCGGAGUGGCACUCACUCCAUUUGGACCAGAGCACAUGGCACAGACAAAUGCUCUCAAACUUAGCCCGUCUCAGCACAUUCAGAGCCACCCCGAAGCCCAGACCGCGGCGUCCUUCACUCCUGCUCAGACCACAGUUGGUUUCCCCGUGGCUCACCCCCACUCAGGCUACUCAAGCAGCAGGGACUUCAUCCUCAGGAGAGAACUCUCAGCCUCUGCUAUGCACGCACUUGGCGACCAGCAUAGUUCCGCCUCCUCCCCUCAUCACCAUGGCAUGUUCAUUUCGCCAACAGGUGCUUAUGGGCACGCGGAAAGUGGGGCCCAUUCAUUUUUUACUGGACUUCACGAGCAGGCGUCCCCAGGCGCGCACCACCACCACCACCAUGCCCUCAACGGGCAGAUGCGCCUGGGUCUGCCGGGGGACAUCUACGGCAGGUCGGAGCACUUCGGCCACAGGCCGGAGCACCACUACGGAGCGUCGUCUCUGCACAGCUACAACUCCAUGAACCUCAACGUGAACAUCACCUCCGCUCCUCACGGAGCCGCUGGGGCGUUUCUGAGGUACAUGCGGCAGCCCAUCAAGCAGGAGCUCAUCUGCAAGUGGAUCGAGCCGGAGCAGAGCCAGAAGAAGCCCUGCUCGAAGACGUACAGCACCAUGCACGAGCUGGUCAACCACGUCACCGUGGAGCACGUCGGGGGACCCGAGCAGAGCACGCACGUCUGCUUCUGGGAGGAAUGUCCGCGCGAGGGCAAAGCGUUCAAAGCGAAGUACAAACUGAUCAACCACAUCCGAGUUCACACCGGGGAGAAGCCCUUCCCGUGCCCGUUCCCCGGCUGCGGGAAGGUGUUUGCGCGGUCGGAGAACCUCAAAAUCCACAAGAGAACUCACACAGGAGAGAAACCCUUCAAGUGCGAGUUUGACGGCUGCGACCGAAAAUUCGCCAACAGCAGCGACCGGAAGAAGCACUCCCACGUGCACACCAGCGACAAGCCCUACUACUGCAAGGUGCGCGGCUGCGACAAGUCCUACACGCACCCGAGCUCGCUGCGCAAACACAUGAAGGUGCACUGCAAGUCCCCGCCGCCCCCCAGCUCCGCCAGCCUCAACUACAUCUCCACGAACUCUCUCGGGGGGGACGCGCUCUCGCCCGCCUCUGACGCGCACAGAACGCGCUCGGCGAGCAUCUCUUCCCCUCAGGUCACCAACCUCAACGAGUGGUACGUGUGCCAGGGGAGCGGGGGGGCGCCAAACCACCUGCACACCCCCUCCAGCGACUUGCCAACGUCGGACUCGGACGACGAGGACUCUUUUAGACAUUCAGACCCGAGGACGAUGCUCUGACCCCCCCUGGAGCAUUUCAAACUCUAAAACCUGUAGGUGAUUUUUUCAACUAGAAAUGAUCUUUUAUCCCUAAAUUAAAUUCAACUUCAGUCAGAUAAUAAAAAAUAAACAGGCUGAAUCAAAUAAUUUAGAUUUGACUGGAACUACUUAUUUAUUCUGAAGAUUCAUGCACAGGGUUUAAAUUAUAACUUUAUUCAACAGAUGGGCUAAAAAGACAUUUUUUCUACGAAACCUCUUGAUGCAGUUAUUUAAUC
This is a messenger RNA of Nematolebias whitei (Rio pearlfish), 1757 nucleotides long. It is a transcript of the gene zic5, whose product is annotated as zic family member 5 (odd-paired homolog, Drosophila). Gene Ontology annotation, biological process: central nervous system development; regulation of transcription by RNA polymerase II. The coding region runs from base 1 to 1503 and encodes 500 amino acids. Lineage: Eukaryota; Metazoa; Chordata; Actinopteri; Cyprinodontiformes; Rivulidae. The transcript is spliced from 2 exons. The record is from RefSeq and is a predicted model, not a curated record. Gene Ontology annotation, cellular component: nucleus. Gene Ontology annotation, molecular function: RNA polymerase II cis-regulatory region sequence-specific DNA binding; DNA-binding transcription factor activity, RNA polymerase II-specific.